Molecule: messenger RNA, 1691 nt
Organism: Macadamia integrifolia
Lineage: Eukaryota; Viridiplantae; Streptophyta; Magnoliopsida; Proteales; Proteaceae
Product: serine carboxypeptidase-like 45
Exons: 10
Coding region: 129-1508 (459 amino acids)
Biological process (GO): proteolysis
Cellular component (GO): vacuole
Molecular function (GO): serine-type carboxypeptidase activity
Source: RefSeq, a predicted model, not a curated record
UCUCUCAGUCAUUCGAUAAUCCUAAUCCUUCAAAAUGCAAUGUUCCAAGCAAAGAAAAGUAUCACAGUGUGUCUCUCUGUCUCUCUUCCUUUGAGAGUGUGUUUGGAUACUGAAAAAAGUCUGAAAUCAUGAAUUUCCUUUCAUCGGUAACCAUUGCAGCAAUUGUUGCAGUUUUCCUGCAACUAUGUACAUCAGCUGAGAUCCUAGACUCAAAGGCGGACAAAAUCAAUGAAUUGCCAGGGCAACCGAAGGUCAGCUUCCAGCAGUUCUCAGGAUACAUUACUGUGGAUGAAAAGCAAGAGAGAGCUCUAUUCUAUUACUUUGUUGAGGCAGAAACAGAGCCAGCUUCAAAGCCUGUGGUUCUUUGGUUGAAUGGAGGGCCUGGUUGUUCUUCUGUUGGUUUAGGGGCAUUUUCUGAGCAUGGACCUUUUAGACCAAGCGGAGAAAGAAAUCAAUAUAGCUGGAACCGAGAAGCAAACAUGUUAUACUUAGAGACACCAGCAGGGGUUGGCUUCUCUUAUUCUACCAAUGCUUCCUACUAUACAAUGGUGGAUGACAAGAUGACUGCCGAAGACAAUCUUAUGUUCCUACGGCGCUGGUUUGUCAAGUUUCCGGAAUAUAAGGGCAGAGAUUUCUUCAUCACUGGAGAAAGCUAUGCUGGUCAUUAUGUUCCACAACUCGCCCUUCUCAUUGUUCAGUUCAACAAGAAGGAAAAAUUGUUCAAUCUGAAAGGCAUAGCUUUGGGUAAUCCUCUUUUGGAAUAUGUAACUGACUUCAAUUCAGAGGAUCUAUUUUCCUGGUCACAUGGGUUGAUAUCAGACUCAACAUAUGUAGCCCUGACUACAGUUUGUAACAGCUCUCGAUUAGCGAGUGAGUCUUUUAGAGGUAUUGUUUCCCUUGAUUGUGAGGCAGUGGCAAGCCAGGCCAACAGAGAAACCAGUAGAUACAUUGACUCAUAUGAUGUCACACUUGAUGUCUGUUUAUCUUCCCUUCAGUCACAGUCGAAGGCUCUUACUCGCCCGCAAUAUGAUGGUAAACUAGAUGUCUGUGUCCAAGAUGAAGCACAGAACUAUUUAAACCGGAACGACGUAAAAGAGGCUCUCCAUGCCCGCCUUGUGGGUGUCACCAGUUGGAGUCCUUGCAGUGAGGUUCUUCACUAUCAGAUGCUUAAUUUAGAGGCAUCAACAAUUCCUACCCUGAGCUCACUAAUCAGAUCUGGGAUUCGGGUCAUGGUUUACAGUGGAGAUCAGGAUUCUGUAAUACCAUUUAUAGGGAGCCGGUCAUUGGUCCAAGGAUUGGGAAAUGAAUUGGGACUAAACACUACUGUGGCUUAUAGAGUUUGGAUUUCACAAAAACAGGUUGGUGGAUGGACAGAAGUGUAUGGUGAUAUCCUAUCCUUUGCCACCAUUAGAGGAGCUUCUCACACAGCUCCAUUUUCACAACCAGAGAGAUCACUUGUGUUGUUCAAUGCAUUUCUUGAAGGCAAGCCGUUACCAGCAGCAUUCUGACAUAUUGAUAGAAAGAGGGAAUGCUUUCAUGAUGAUGCUAUAUGUAAUAAUCAGCAGAUGGAAGGAAAGUCGUUGCAAUAAAAGAGGAGAAAAGCUAACUGCUUUCCCUUAAAAUUGUUAAGACCAAGCACCCUCUUUUAGUUUGCCUAAGGUAAUGAAAUAUGUGCAAAAAGUUCAUAUUCC